Molecule: messenger RNA, 1281 nt
Organism: Rhodofomes roseus
Lineage: Eukaryota; Fungi; Basidiomycota; Agaricomycetes; Polyporales; Fomitopsidaceae
Product: heme oxygenase
Exons: 3
Coding region: 139-1137 (332 amino acids)
Biological process (GO): heme oxidation
Molecular function (GO): heme oxygenase (decyclizing) activity
Source: RefSeq, a predicted model, not a curated record
CACUGCUUCAACUUGCUACCCCCACCGCUUUAACCUAUUUCACUAUUUCCGAGCAGCUGUGCUUGCUCCCUUCGUCCCUCUUUCUACUUAACUCUGCGCCUCUCCUUCUCCGAUCCUCCCUCCAUCCUCUCGCCGACCAUGUCGAAGGAGCCAAUCUACGUCGACUUUUCCUUGCCCCUGGCCGAGCUCCUCCGCAAAGGCACCGCCGUUGCUCACGAAGAGGCCGCGAAGAGCCAGGGGGCGGCAUGGAUGGUCCGAGGCGAGCUCGACAGGGAGGAGUAUAUUCGCUUCCUCAUGAUGCUCUGGCACGUAUAUGAUACGCUCGAGCGUGGUCUCGAGCGACAUGCGUCGCACCCGGUGCUUGCGUUCACCUACAACCCUGCGCUGCUGUCGCGCGCACCAGCGCUAUCCGCCGACAUCGCCUACUUCCUCCAGACGAACGAGGCGGACUGGCAGAACCACCCUAUGCAUAUGGAGCUCCUGAGCAAUCCUCCCCCUGUGCUCUCGCGAUAUCUGGAUCGCCUCAACACUAUUGCUUCAUCUGAGGACCCUUCUACCCUUCUCUCGCAUGCGUACGUCCGCUAUCUAGGCGACUUGAGCGGAGGCCAGGUCAUCCGCAGCAGGGUCAGCAAAGCGUACGGCCUCGAGGGCGGCUCAGGCGUAUCUUUCUUUGAAUUCAAGCCUCUGGGAGGCUCGGGCACCGCCACUAUCGGUGACAUGAAGAAGAUCAAGGAGUGGUACCGCGAGAACAUGAAUUCGGCCGCCGGUGAUGACCAGGAGCUGAAAGCGGACAUUGUCGAAGAGGCUCUCAUUGUGUUCGAGCUCAAUGGUGAGCUUUUCGCUGCGCUCAGGCCACCGUCGUCGGCGUCGCUCGAGAGCUCCGUGCUCUCUCUACCCCCACUGGGAGAUCCUGUCACGCCUAUUGAUGGCAGCUUCAACAAGCUAUCAGGAGGCGGUGAAUCAACUGUGCUGUACGAGGAGAAGAAGCCGGCGGAGAAGUUGUAUUCAGUGUCGGCCGUCAUCGCGGUCGUUGCGGCGAUGUCGUUGGCGCAUUUCGUCCUGGUCACUGGCGGGUUCACGGGGGAUCGCGGGAUGGCUAAGCUGGAGGCGCUGAGAAGAUGGUUGUUCACGCACUGAACGACAGCCGAGCAUCUGGACAUACCCAUCUACAGCUAUCUCAACACACAUGUCUGGGUAUUCGAUAUAUAAUAACCUGGCAAGACCCCUGUCUGCGUUGUAGUAUAAGUCAAUUGUAAUUACACUGUUCCCGAGUGUGCGGUA